Messenger RNA from Rattus rattus (black rat), 864 nucleotides. RefSeq names its product chromosome X CXorf56 homolog (gene Steep1). The record is from RefSeq and is a predicted model, not a curated record. NCBI's taxonomy places the organism in Eukaryota, Metazoa, Chordata, Mammalia, Rodentia, Muridae. The transcript has 7 exons. Bases 64 to 732 code for a protein of 222 amino acids.
GUCUGUGACGCCAUCUCGCCGCGACUCAUUUUCUUGGACUUUUCUGGCUGUUCUGCUGGAGCUAUGCCGAAAGUCGUAUCGCGGUCGGUGGUCUGCUCAGACACCCGGGACCGCGAGGAAUAUGAUGAUGGCGAGAAGCCCCUCCAUGUUUACUACUGUUUAUGCGGCCAGAUGGUCCUGGUGCUGGAUUGCCAGUUAGAGAAAUUGCCCAUGAGACCCCGGGACCGGUCUCGCGUGAUCGAUGCUGCCAAACACGCUCAUAAGUUUUGUAACACAGAAGAUGAGGAGACUACUUAUCUUCGGAGGCCUGAGGGCAUUGAACGUCAAUACAGGAAGAAGUGUGCAAAGUGUGGACUGCCGCUCUUCUACCAGUCUCAGCCGAAGAAUGCUCCUGUGACCUUCAUUGUGGAUGGAGCAGUAGUGAAAUUUGGCCAAGGCUUUGGGAAAACCAAUAUAUAUACUCAGAAACAAGAGCCUCCUAAGAAGGUUAUGAUGACCAAAAGGACUAAAGACAUGGGCAAGUUCAGCUCUGUUACUGUGUCUACCAUUGAUGAGGAAGAAGAAGAGAUAGAGGCUCGGGAAGUUGCUGACUCCUAUGCACAGAAUGCCAAAGUGAUUGAAAAACAGCUGGAGCGCAAAGGCAUGAGCAAGAGGCGGCUGCAAGAGUUGGCUGAAUUGGAAGCCAAGAAAGCAAAAAUGAAGGGGACCCUGAUUGACAACCAGUUCAAAUAAUCAGGAUCUUUCUGAGCUCAGACUGGGGGCAGCACUUACAUCAGGAAGAGUAGCUUCAAGAUCUCAUGGUCUGGUUUCUGUUUGUCCCAGGAGUGUUCUCUGGCAGUCCCAUUGGUUUUCUGACACUGUUUC